Molecule: messenger RNA, 998 nt
Organism: Rhipicephalus microplus (southern cattle tick)
Lineage: Eukaryota; Metazoa; Arthropoda; Arachnida; Ixodida; Ixodidae
Source: RefSeq, a predicted model, not a curated record
GACCAAGCCGCACUCGAGUCUACGAUGCCCUGCAAUGGAGCAUACCACCACAUGCCCGUCUACCAGUGGGUAAUGUGCCAUGGCAGUCAGAUACCGGUUAACGCUGUGCCCGGCGGCAAAGACGGAGGAGAGACCAUCUACGUCGGCCGUGCGGUCCACGACGGUGACGUCCUUCCGGGCAAAGUGGUGCCUUCGCACAGCUGCUGCUACGUCUCCUACGCUGGCGCCGAGCACAGUCACAAGGACUAUCAAGUGCUAACCUCCGAUCAUCCUGUGAUGGCUUGGGUGCGAGAUUCCCACGGCUCGGUGCCAAAUGGGGCCAUUCAGGGCGGCACGACCAGUUCAGGAGAGCCGCUGUACAUCGGCCGAGCCUUACACAACGGAAUGCUGACCAUUGGAAAAGUGCACCCAUCGCACAAGUGUCUGUACAUACCGUACGGCUGCAAAGAACACCAAUACACCGACUACGAAGUAUUGGUUUGCAAGAUACUCAACCUCUGAGAAGAACACCAUGGGAUUGAAAAAGCCGGCAGAUAGUUGCAUUGCGUCAGAAGACCAUGAACGAAUAAGGACUGUUGUAUUUACUUUUUACACACGCACAAACAUUGAGAGAACUAAAUAUUUAGGACUAAAUAUCGCUUGUCUUGUAAGUGUGCCUCAUUAGGAAAGUUUUAUAUAUCGUUUCAGAAUACUGACAACUCCAGCGCUAGUAGUUGUAGACUGGUUAGCUUAUAUAUAUGAAAUCACACUUACAUCCAAAUCGCAAGCACUCAGCAUGUUGCAUGAAAAAAAUAGCAAAAAUAAUUUAUCGGAAACACAAAAGUCAUAGAAAUCAGCAUCAGCAAUUCAGCUAAAAAUCCAUGCUUAUUGUAUCUAACUGCUGUGUAUACGUUGCACAUUUCAUAUUCAGGUAGCUUGUUGAAUCAUUAGCAUAAUAUGUAAAAUUUUCGCUUUCGCUUUCAGCAAGAAUGUCAAUAAAUCAAUCUUCAGGUACUCAA